UCUCUCUCUCUCUCUCUCUCUCUCUCUCUCUCUCUCUCUCUCUCUCUCUCUCUCUGUGAGUUUAUGUGUCUGCAGAGUGGGGCCUGUGUGCAUGAUGGAUGCAUCUCGAGGAGGAGCUCACGGGGAUGCUGCGAAUAUCAUUAUAAACGAGCAUCAACAGAUUGAAAAUAAGGAGUUUGUUAACAACAAUGCAAAUGGCAACACAGAAGUUCAGUUUUUUCAUGGUCUUCUCCGACGUAUACCUGUAAAUAAGGUGGUAGAAGAGGUAAGAUUGCUUGGGAAGGCAGCUUGUCCAGUAGCAACAACCACUUUCCUUGUGUUUUCAAAGUCCAUAAUCUCCAUGCUAUUCUUAAGCCACAUGGGUAAAACUGAACUAGCAGGAGGUGCUCUAGCCAUCGGCUUUGCGAAUGUCACAGGUCUCUCAAUCAUGAAAGGUUUAUGCAUGGGUAUGGAUCCAAUUUGCUUUCAAGCCUUUGGUGCGAAAAGGUUCUCUGUCCUAAGCCAAAUGCUUGGUCAAGACCGCGUGAUCACCAAGGUGGCAGCCAUGUACUUAACAUUCUCGCUCCCCGAGCUCCCAGCUCUAGCCCACCUCCAACCACUACGGUCUCUUCUACGUGCACAAGGGUUGAACUCACCUGCCACCAUUGUUGCGACUUGUUCCACCAUCUUGCAUCUCCCUAUUAACUACUUCCUGAUUAGUUACUUAAAUUUAGGAGUGAAAGGUAUAGCUAUGGCAUCAACUUGCUUCACAUAUAACAUGAAUAUCGGAUUGUUGAUCUAUAUCUUCAUGUCCAAAGUUGCGAUUAAGCCUUGGGUUGCUAGUAGUAAGACCAGUUUAUUCUCAAUCUUCAAGGGUUGGGGGCCAUUGUUGAGCUUGGCUAUACCUAGUAUGUUUUCGGUCUGUUUGGAGUGGUGGUUGUACGAGAUCAUUCUUUUCCUCAGUGGGUUGCUAGAUAAUCCUCAAUCUUGUGUAGCAGCUACCGGAAUCAUCAUGCAAACCACAGGCGCCAUCUAUGUGAUUCCAUUUUCUUUGAGCCUCAGCAUAUCUCAACGUGUUGGGCACGAGCUGGGUGCAGGCCACCCAGCUCGUGCUCAACGUGCUGCAAUCAUCGGGAUCUCCAUUGCCUUCAUAUAUGGGCUUGUAGUCUUUGGAUCAUCUAUUGCUUUAAGAAAUGUUCUUGGAAAAUUAUACACUAAUGAAGACCAGGUCCUUGCAUUGCUUUCCUCGGCCUUGCCAGUAACAGGCUUAGCGGAGGUGGGUAACUCUCCACAGACAGCUGCUUGUGGUGCAUUAACAGGUUCAGCCAGACCUAAAGUGGGGGUUCGGAUAAAUAUGGCAGCAUUCUACUUGAUAGGGCUUCCAUUGUCAAUCGUUCUGGCUUUUGUUUUGAAGGUAGGUUAUCGAGGAUUAUGGCUAGGGCUGGUUGCAUCACAGGCAGCCUGUGUAUCAUUAAUGGUGUACACGUUGGUGAAAACCGACUGGAGAGAUCAAGCGAAAAGAGCAGAAGAACUGACUUUUGCUAUGAAUAAAGAUGAUGAUACUGAACUAAAUGAACUUGUGCCUUGA
Messenger RNA from Lactuca saligna, 1567 nucleotides. The record is from the annotation of a GenBank genome assembly. Lineage: Eukaryota; Viridiplantae; Streptophyta; Magnoliopsida; Asterales; Asteraceae.